Messenger RNA from Brassica napus (rape), 858 nucleotides. Its product is annotated as 21 kDa protein-like. The record is from RefSeq and is a predicted model, not a curated record. NCBI's taxonomy places the organism in Eukaryota, Viridiplantae, Streptophyta, Magnoliopsida, Brassicales, Brassicaceae. Gene Ontology annotation, molecular function: enzyme inhibitor activity. Gene Ontology annotation, biological process: negative regulation of catalytic activity. The transcript has a single exon. The coding region runs from base 157 to 753 and encodes 198 amino acids.
CAUUCAUGCAAUCAAAUUCCCACUUGCGUAUUAUUUUUUCUGUUAAAUGAAUAUCAUCUAAAUAAUUUCUCUAUAUAUAUAAACCUCAGUUAAAUAGAAACACUACAACAACAUCAUCACAUUCACAAUCUCAUAAACCUCUUAUAAUAUAUAAGAAUGGCUGUUUCUUUUAGAUUUAAUCAUCACUUCCUCGCAUCUCUUCUCAUAACCAUUACCAUAACCACGCUCAAGUCGGUCCAUACAACAACAACAACAAACACGGAGUUCGUAAAAUCAUUAUGCACAUUCACAACGUACCCAAGACUCUGUGUCACUUCACUCUCAACUCAAUCCAGUCUCAUCCAAACCAGCCACAAGCUCAUGGCUCAUGCGGCUCUCAACAUCACAUUAGCCUCGGCUAAAGCCACGUCAGCAAUGAUGGUGCGUGUCUCGAGUAGUAGUCGGCUCAAGCCGAGAGAAGUCUCGGCCAUGAGAGACUGCGUUGAGGAGCUAGGUGACACGUUGGAGGAGCUUAGGAAAUCGUUAGGCGAGAUGGGUCAGCUAAGUGGCUCGAACUAUGAGGUCUACAUGAAUGAUAUUCAGACUUGGGUUAGCGCGGCUCUGACCGAUGAGUACACGUGCUCGGAUGGAUUUGAAGGAGAUGAAAUGAACGGGAAGGUUAAGGUUUUGGUUAGAGGGAGGAUUUUGAUUAUUGCUCAUUUAACGAGUAAUGCUUUAGCUUUGAUUAAUCACUUUGCUUCUAUUCAUUGUUAGAGAGACUGAAAUAUUUUUAGUUUCUUUUUAUUGCAAUUUCUGUUGCUUUUGUCUGUUUGUGUGUAUAAGAAAUAGUAAUAAUACAAUGUAUGUGUUCGUCUUUAA